AUGGCUGCCCUGAGGAUUCAAACCCCAGCUGGUCCUCCGGAACUCAGAAGGCGCAAUCUUGCUAGCAGCCCAGCCCAUGUGGGUCUAGAUUUGAUUGGGUUUAGUUCCUGGAUGUUGCCAAUGGGGGACCACAGGUGUGCAGGCAGCGCAGUCGUCACAAGCCAUGGUGUUGGAUAUGUUGGUGCUGGGAGGAAGAACUGUCCAGAGGCAUUCUUGAAGAAUGGUGUGGUCUGCUCUUUCGAUGAUAGUGGUGUCAGGGUGUCUACGCUGUGUUCAUCUCUUCCAUCUGAAGCUGUAAGUUUCGGCAGCAAAAUGUCAUUAGUUAAUUCAAUGGGCUUUGCACGGAAGAAGAAAGGGGGUAAGUUAUGGCGGAGAUUUCAGGGUGGUAAGAAAUUGGUAAGGCAUAGAGCUCCGAAGCAUGGCCUGGGAAAGGACAGGCAUGGUCACAAAUCUGUAGUUAAGGAUGAUGAUAUUGAUGCUGUUUUGUCCAGGAUAAGCAAGGAGUCCAGCAUUGAAGAGUGCAAUUCUGCUCUGAUCCGUCUUGAGAAGCUCAGCGAUGAGAAGGCUCUUAACUUCUUUGAUUGGAUGAAGAUUAAUGGGAAGCUUAAGGGGAAUGCUCAUGCAUAUCACCUAGCUCUCCAAGCCAUUGCCUGGAAGGAGGACUGGAAGAUGGCUGAGCUGUUGCUUCGUGAAAUGGUUGCUGAUUCGGGUUGCGCAUUGGAUGCUCGAGCAUUUAAUGGACUGAUGUAUGUUUGUGCUAAAAGGAGGCUUGAUGCUUGGGCAACAAAGUGGUUUCACAUGAUGCUUGAGAGAGAAGUGCAGCCGAACUUGUCUACCAUUGGUAUGCUUAUGGGCCUUUACCAGAAGACUGGGAAACUAUCCGAGGCUGAAUUCACUUUCGAAAAAAUGAGGAAUUGCAAUAUCAAGUGUGUUAAUGCUUACUCAGCCAUGAUUACUUUGUAUACACGUUUAGGCCUUUUUGCCAAGUCUGAGGAUACUAUUAAUCUAAUGAACAAUGAUGGGCUAGUUCCAAACAUGGAAAAUUGGUUGGUGCGGUUGAAUGUAUACUGCCAACAGGGUAAAAUGGAGGAGGCCGAAUUGGUCUUGCAGUCCAUGGUUGACGAAGGAUUCACCCUGAAUGUUGUAGCGUACAAUACUUUAAUUACAGGAUAUGGAAAAAGUUCUGAUAUGCAGAAGGCAAACAAAGUGUUUGAUAGCCUUGGUAGUGCAGGUUUAGCUCCUGAUGAAACCACCUAUAGAUCAAUGGUAGAAGGUUUUGGUAGAGCAAACAUAUAUGAAGAGGCAAUUUUGUACUACAGGAAGCUCAAGGGUGCUGGCUUCCGAGCAAAUGCAUCCAACUUUUACACUAUGAUCAACCUACUAGCAAGACAUGAUGACAAUGAAACUGCAGUUGAAAUUCUGGAGGACAUGAGGGCAGCAGGCUGUCAGCGUUCAUCAAUUGUUACUUUUCUUGUUCGGGCUUAUGGAGCAGUAGGAAGAAUGCAUAAGGUUCUUCCGAUUCUACAAGCUUGUUUCAACAAGAAGAUUUUGCUUGAUGCUACCUCAUGCUCUAUUUUAGUAACAUCAUUUGUUCAAAAUUCUGUACUGGAAGAAGCUUUGUACAUUCUGCGUGAAAAGAAGUGGAAAGAUUCUGCUUUUGAAGACAACUUAUAUCAUAUAUUGAUAUGUUCUUGCAAAGAGGGUGGCAGUUACAAUGAUGCUGUUAGGAUAUACAAUCAGAUGCCUAAGUCUGAAACACAUCCAAAUCCCCGUAUUUCUUGCACAAUGAUUGAUGUUUUCAGCAUGAUGGAGAGGUUUGCCGAUGCUGAAGCUAUUUACCUUGAACUGAAGGCUUCAGCUUCUGUACUUGAUAUGAUUGCUUACAGUGUCAUUGUGAGGAUGUACAUUAAAGCACGGCGACUAGAGGAUGCUUGUUCAAUUUUGACAGAAAUGGAGAAACAAAAAGAAAUAAUUCCUGAUAAAUACCUUUUAGUUGACAUGCUUCGGACUUACCAAAAAUGUGGUCUUCUCGAGAAGUUGGCUGAUACAUAUUACUGGAUACGUAAGAGUCAAGUUGAAUGUGAUGAAGGCAUGUAUAACUGCAUUAUUAAUUGCUGUGGGCGGGCCAUACCUGUUGAUGAGCUGUCCAGAAUUUUUGAUGAAAUGAUUCAACAGGGACACUUAGCAAAUACUGUUACCCUCAAUGUAUUGCUAGAUAUAUAUGGAAAAGCUGGGCUUUUUAACAGGGCUGAAAAGGUCUUUAUCAUGGCUCGCAAGCAGGGCCUGGCAGAUAUCAUAUCAUACAAUACCAUUAUUGCUGCAUAUGCAAAAGGCGGCAAUUUUCUUAGUAUGAAUUAUUUUGUCCAAAUGAUGCAGGAUGCAGGGUUUCCUGUUUCUCCUGAGGCGUACAAUUGCAUGCUGGAUGCUUAUGGAAAGGCAGGGCGAUUGGAAGAGUUUGCUUCUGUUUUGCAGAAAAUGAAGAGAGCAAAAUGCAAGUUUGAUCACUACACUUACAAUAUAAUGAUCAAUAUUUAUGGGAGAAGGGGUUGGAUAGAAGAUGUUUCGAAUGUUCUUGCAGAGCUAAAGGACCGAGGUGUGGAGCCAGAUUUGUACAGUUACAAUACCUUGAUAAAAGCAUAUGGGAUAGCAAGAAUGCCUGAGGAUGCUGUCAAACUGAUGCAAGAGAUGAGGAUUAAAGGCAUCAGUCCUGAUCGGGUGACAUAUGCUAACCUCAUUAAUGCCCUACAAAGGAAUGAAAAUUUCCUAGAAGCUGUUAAAUGGUCUCUCUGGAUGAAGCAAACAGGAGUGGUAGGGUGUGGAGCUCGAGCCUGA
Miscanthus lutarioriparius is the source of this 2832-nucleotide messenger RNA. The record is from the annotation of a GenBank genome assembly. NCBI's taxonomy places the organism in Eukaryota, Viridiplantae, Streptophyta, Magnoliopsida, Poales, Poaceae.